Messenger RNA from Pyricularia grisea, 282 nucleotides. RefSeq lists its product as uncharacterized. The transcript is spliced from 2 exons. Bases 1 to 282 code for a protein of 93 amino acids. The record is from RefSeq and is a predicted model, not a curated record. Lineage: Eukaryota; Fungi; Ascomycota; Sordariomycetes; Magnaporthales; Pyriculariaceae.
AUGGUAAAACCAAUAUAUAUAAUACGGCCGUUUACUUAUUACGGGCCGAAACGUUACCGUCGGCGCGGAUAUAUCCCUCGGCAUAAGUUAAUAAUAAUUUUAAUGCUAAAACCCUUCCUUUUACAUAUCGGAAAACCAUUCUCGCUUCGGUUUAUGGGUAAUAAUACGGGAUGGAUAUUAUUAUAUAAAAAUAAAUCAGCCGGUAGGAAUAUCCCCGGUAACGUUUUGGGAAAUACCACCUGCAUCUUAACCGCUAUUAGCCAAAUCCCGGAUUUAAUAUAA